Messenger RNA from Opisthorchis viverrini, 1776 nucleotides. RefSeq lists its product as hypothetical. The annotation marks the transcript as partial. The transcript has a single exon. NCBI's taxonomy places the organism in Eukaryota, Metazoa, Platyhelminthes, Trematoda, Opisthorchiida, Opisthorchiidae. The record is from RefSeq and is a predicted model, not a curated record.
AUGCAUAGGAGACCCUUAUCGGGAACACUGAAUUUGUUCAUAACAAUCGUUUGCAUAUACUCAACUGGGAUACUUACCGGCCAAGUGAUUUAUGGCCAUAAUCGCCGAAUUUUACCCGCGGACUCCUACCAGAUUCUUGGGAAGACAGGUGUCCGCCGUCUUGGACAAUGCAACAUCAGCUAUGCGUGGCUUGUUCCUCCGCCCACUUCCAGCCUUGAUGCUUACGGACAUGCAUUGGCGUGCACGCGUCUCCAACUUCAGAACGGUCACGUUGUUCGCAGUGCCUUAAAUGGCAAUGAAGAGGAAGAAAAUCAAGGUAACCGGCCAGAGGAGGAGCUUAAACGUAUUAACAAGGAACUUACAACAACAAUGAUUGAUUUAAAUCGUCUGGAUGCUCUUUUGCGGGCUGAUAAGGCAGAAGAUGGCCGCAUUAUUACUGGUGUGGCUGCACAGCUUGCUGACGAGAGCCGUUACUUCUAUUUGGCUGACCGAGUCGGCGAUUUGAAUGUCAUGGUACUACUUCGUCCUGGGCAACAACUGAAGCUGGAACUGAUUGAUCCAAUAUCUCCGGACCACCUCGUCACACCUCAGCAUGUACUUUGCUCUCGAAAAGAGUGUCCUAUCACUCCUAACCCUACGGAAUCUAUUUCAGAAAGCACGGACGACCCACAGUUACUCAAAGUUUUAAACACCUCUCGAAUCUUAACAGCUUCCCUUUCAAAAGCCGAACGACAGAACCGUGAGCUGUACAUGCAGUUAAUUAUUUCCCGCGUCGCUUGUGCACUCCUAAGUUUUUUGUGUAUUGUUUUUGCCAUUGCUGCUCUAACAUUGUGUAUUCGCCUGCGCAAAACUCCAGGAUUUUACAGAAAAAAAGCACCACCCUCUGAACUGAGCGUUUGUCGAGAUCCUCACCCGUCACCCUCGUAUUUCCAAACAAAUGGGAAAAUUAAUGUUGGUCAACCAUCCCCUGUGUAUUUCACAGACACCUCUCCAAGACACGCAGGGCUAGCACACCUUACUGGUGAUACGGCAAGUGUGAACAACGUCCUAAUGACCGCUAGUAAUUUGAGUGAUUGUGGUGCCAUUCCUGGAAUUCAUGGAGCCCAAAUUUCCUACGCUGCACUUGGCCCUCAGUAUGGUCAUUUGUCAGGAUAUCCUAUCUCAGCGGGGCGUGCUUCCCUUUAUAAUGACAGUUCAGGCGUGCUUACUUUUGUUCCAGUCACAACACGUGGUGUCAUUGUGCCUUAUCAAAACGGAUCCGCAAGUCCCGCACCAUCGAACCAUUCUAUGAGUGAAACUCGAGGCGUUGGUGUUGUUCGAAGUGGUUCGCUGGGACGCUAUUCCGAACUCAACGUAUGUAAUUCAGAAAAUGGUCGGCGAAAGUUUGCUAGGCUAAAUAAGCAUCCUGUAUCGUUGAAACACAUUGAGUCUGCCAGUUCACAGAUGCAUCAUAACCCAAUGUCCUUACAACAAAACAUCUUAGAUGGGCAGCAAAUGAGGGGGUUCCAAAAUCCCACUACGACAGCUGUGGACCAUGUGCCAAAAUCACCAGGCACACCGGUUAUAAACGAUCUUAUUUUGUUUCAACAAGCGGACAGUGGCAACCAACCAAAGGCGACUCAUCGUUGCGCAUCUGCCGAACUGCCCCUUCCCUUCCCGAAAGCCUAUGCUCCGUGUGCAUCGAUCGAUGGGGAGAGGACAAGUGUGAAUUCAAACCAUUUGAAUCAUAUCCAAGAGUCAUGCGUAACGGUCGUUCGGAAGCCGGCGUUGGCCAAU